CAGUCCGUGUCACACACUCAUUGGCAAUAAUCCAGCUAGUCCCAUCUAACAUUGCAGCAGCUAGCGAUGGCUGCUGGUACUCUGGCCUGCUUUGCUCGGCAUGCACUAUUGCUUCUAGCUGUGGUGCUGCAGCCGCUGCUUCCAUGCUCCGUCGUGGUCGACGCGCAGCCCUCGCCGGGGUUCUACCCGAGCAAGAGGUUCCAGGCGCGGCCCUUUUACCGUGACUUCCGCAACCUAUGGGGCGCGCAGCACCAGUCCGUGUCCGGCGGCGGCGACGUCACCAUCUGGCUGGACUCCACCUCGGGGAGCGGCUUCAAGUCGCGCCGCGCCUUCCGCUCCGGCUACUUCGGCGCCUCCGUGAAGCUGCAGCCCGGGUACACCGCCGGCGUCAUCACCGCUUUCUAUCUGUCCAACAGCGAGGCGCACCCGGGGUUCCACGACGAGGUGGACAUGGAGUUUCUGGGGACGACGCCGGGCCGGCCGUACACGCUGCAGACCAACGUGUACAUCCGCGGCAGCGGCGACGGCGGCCCCGGCCGGGUCGUCGGCCGCGAGGUCAAGUUCCACCUCGACUGGUUCGACCCCACCGCCGACUUCCACCACUACGCCGUCCUCUGGAACCCCUCGCAGAUCAUCUUCUACGUGGACGACGUGCCGAUCCGGCGGUACCCUCGUCGGAGCGCGGCGACGUUCCCGCGGCGGCCGAUGUGGGUGUACGGCUCCAUCUGGGACGCCUCCUCCUGGGCCACCGACGACGGCAGGUACAAGGCCGACUACCGGUUCAGCCCCUUCGUCGCCCGCUUCUCCGGCCUCAUCCUCCGCGCCUGCUCCGUGCGCUCCCCGCCGCAGUGCCGCUCGCCCAGCCCCGGGCCGUCGGUCGACGACGCGCUGAGCCCGCGGCAGGAGGCGGCGAUGCGGUGGGUGCAGCGCAACCACAUGGUGUACAACUACUGCCUCGACCCCAAGAGAGACCACGCACGCACGCCAGAAUGCAUCCAUCAUGCAGGCGAUAGCCAAUAAAUAAAGCUACCACAACAAAUAAUGUAUAUGCAUCGUCAUAUAUAUACUCAUAUAUCUAUAUAUAAUGUAGUUAAUUUCAACCCCCACCCCCCAUUUAGUGACUAAACAGUACUUAAUAAUCAAGCAGGCAAAAUAGUAAGUACUGCUAUGAAGGACAAGGAUUGUUUGCAGCUGGUAUUUUAAUUUGUGAACACGGCGUCUGGAUCAU
Messenger RNA from Phragmites australis (common reed), 1228 nucleotides. RefSeq names its product xyloglucan endotransglucosylase/hydrolase protein 31-like. Gene Ontology annotation, biological process: cell wall biogenesis; xyloglucan metabolic process. Gene Ontology annotation, molecular function: xyloglucan:xyloglucosyl transferase activity; hydrolase activity, hydrolyzing O-glycosyl compounds. NCBI's taxonomy places the organism in Eukaryota, Viridiplantae, Streptophyta, Magnoliopsida, Poales, Poaceae. The transcript is spliced from 3 exons. Bases 67 to 1020 code for a protein of 317 amino acids. Gene Ontology annotation, cellular component: cell wall; apoplast. The record is from RefSeq and is a predicted model, not a curated record.